CUAUAACAAGAUAUGGGUAGAAUAUCGUGUGAAAAUUGCGGACGAUAUCGUGGCUGCGCUCUGUCACAUUACAUCCAGUGCGAUGGCUUCGCCACAUUUGAUUUGCUGCAGUGGAGGUGUUCUCACCGGUCAAUCAUAUAAUUUGAGAAAUGUGUGGCACUCAAAUCAACGGUCAAUGUGCGGAAGAAGGAGAGGAAGAUUAAAAGUAGUGGCGGAGAGGCCCUGCAAAUCCAGUUCCAAUUCAGAGUUGCCAAACAUGGCGGACAUAAUGAAUGUGGGCAGUACCCAAAACGUGCAAGUGCGGGUCAAGUCGUGGGGGCCCGUGUUCGAAGUGAGGGCCAUCAGUAUGGUCACAGGAGAGGAGAUUGGAAAAGCAAAUGGCUUCAUUACCCUCUGGUUUGGAAGAAAAGGGAAGAUAUUGCACUUGGAGUCUAUACGGAUGACCAGGCAAGCAUUUACAGUGCACAACACCUCCAUUUUCGGAAUGGGAUUGCUGGUGGGCGCAGUCGCCAUUCGCCAUGGCUUCGAUUGCAAUUGUAAAACGGCAGAGUUGCUUGCCAUCAAUGAUUCACCCCUUUACCAUUCCAAGCUUGUAAGAUUUUACACAAGAAUGGGAUUCAAGGCAGUGCAUGAAGUUAAAGGAUCAUCUCUUGCUGACAUCAUACACAUGUUAGCAUGGGGAGGAAUAGGAACACGUAUGGAUGCAGAUAUUGAGGAAUUAUUAACAAAGUGGUCAUAUAAGUUCAGGCCUCGGAUUUCAGAUGUGGAUGUUUAGGGGUUGACCAAAUUUUCUAAUUGAAAGUUUGUUAGUGAGUCUUUUCUUGGGGACUGAAGAGUGCUCAGUUGAGGUGCUGCAUGUGGCCUGUCCAAUAUAUAAAUUGCAUAUGCCAAAUCUGCAAACCUGAGAUUCCCCAAAUUAGUGUUGACAUGGCUGACGGGUUGAAAAUGAAAUCGCAUUUGAUACAAGAAGGUGGAUUGCUGGUGAUGAGUACAGUAUUUGUGGAGUCAAAUCCCUUAAGCAGACAACGCUUGGAUAGGAAUCAUGUAUCUACUAAAGAGCUGUAAACCUGUUAAUACCUUGGGAAGUUCAAGAAUACAGUGAUCCCUUUUUGUACAGAUGAUUUCACUCUAACACUUUUAUUGAAAAACUUUAAAGGUGAUUUAGUUUAUCCGAUCACUUUUUUCCUGUCCCCAAUCUCACUGUCCUUCGAAAAUCAUAUGUAUCUUCUUGGUUGAUAAAUAGAUAUUUUUUUUAGAGAUUUA
Cryptomeria japonica (Japanese cedar) is the source of this 1263-nucleotide messenger RNA. RefSeq lists its product as uncharacterized. Lineage: Eukaryota; Viridiplantae; Streptophyta; Pinopsida; Cupressales; Cupressaceae. Bases 83 to 775 code for a protein of 230 amino acids. The transcript is spliced from 4 exons. The record is from RefSeq and is a predicted model, not a curated record.